AUGAACUUGGUGGACACUGAGGACUGCUCGUCUCCUUCCUCCUUCCGAAUUGGCCUCCGCGAGGCUCGCCGCAAAAAUCAAAUGUUUGGUGCCUACGAGGAGGCCCUUUCCGUCAGCAUUCGCUAUCUGCUCCAGGCGCCUACGAGUCAACAAUAUCCUGCUCAUUCCCUCCCUCCCAUCCUCGUCUCCGCCAUCACUGAUUGCGACGUCUUAAGCGAAAUGCUUGUUCUCCAUGGCGGCUUCGUGUUGCGUGCAUUCAAAAGGAGACAUCUUGGUGAGUUCGAAAUAGCAUAGCGUUAUGCCGUAUGAUAAUCAAUGUUACAACCCCACCUAAGUAAUCCUUCCUAAUCGGAAACUCCAUUCAGAAUUUCGAUCAACAUUUCAUGAGACCGGUCACGAGAUGUAUCUGCUUUGCAUGCCCCAUUUUUAUGCACUGUGGAUGGAGGCCUAUUUGCUGAAAAUUUUGGAACGACACUUGCAAAAUGAGAUCUAUCGUGCUCCCUCUCUCCCUCUCCCUCUCUCUAACACAGGCGAAAGAACGAAUGAUGUUAUAUAA
Molecule: messenger RNA, 556 nt
Organism: Spirometra erinaceieuropaei
Lineage: Eukaryota; Metazoa; Platyhelminthes; Cestoda; Diphyllobothriidea; Diphyllobothriidae
Source: the annotation of a GenBank genome assembly